Staurois parvus is the source of this 654-nucleotide messenger RNA. The record is from the annotation of a GenBank genome assembly. NCBI's taxonomy places the organism in Eukaryota, Metazoa, Chordata, Amphibia, Anura, Ranidae.
GAGGAUUUGGAUAUAGGAAUGAAUACACUGAAAAGCUACAAGCUGAGUCCAAAUGAGCACUUUGUCUUAGGAGAAAGGAUCAGCUCUGAUGGCAGUAUAUUUCCUGAACUAGUUCUAGAAAAGCCUCUAGACCGAGAGACACAAAAUUACCAUGAACUAAUUCUAUCAGCUUUUGAUGGAGGAAAUCCAGUACAAACAGGCACUGCACUGAUUAAGAUUGCCAUCACUGAUAUCAAUGAUAAUAUACCUAUAUUCACCCAAGAAGUAUAUAAAAUAAGCAUUAAGGAAAAUAUACCUUUAAAUUCUACAGUUCUGCAGGUCAGGGCAACUGAUGAUGAUGAAGGUGUAAAUGCCCAGAUUACAUAUUCUUUUCAUACCCGGGCAAAUAAUAUUCUCCAAAUGUUUACAAUUAAUCACAAGAAUGGAGACAUUAGAACAAAGGGACAUUUAGAUUAUGAAAUGAGAAAACACUAUGAAAUAUCUGUACAAGCCAUGGAUGGAGGAGGGCUGGCUGCCCAUGCCAAAGUUUUAAUAGAGAUAUUGGAUGAGAAUGACAAUGUUCCUGAGAUAACCCUCACCUCCCUGUCUUCUCCUAUUCCUGAAGACACAUCACCUGGAACUGUGGUGGCUCUCAUUGCAGUUCGUGAUAAAGAC